This is a messenger RNA of Ectocarpus sp. CCAP 1310/34, 4604 nucleotides long. The record is from the annotation of a GenBank genome assembly. Lineage: Eukaryota; Phaeophyceae; Ectocarpales; Ectocarpaceae.
CAGCAGCAGCAGCAACAGCAGCAGUUGAACUGCGCAGCGACAACAAGCAACAAGGCCAUGUACAAGGCCGGCCAAAGUAAGGCCGACGGCGGGAUACUCUCGCGGAUGCUCCAGCUCCAAGGAGACAUGCCUGCUGGUGAAGGCGAAGGCGCAAGCGGUGCCGCCGGCGCGAAAGAAGUCAAGGGGGAUGGGACCGCGGCCGCGGCCGUCCCGCCACCCCUCCUUCCGCCGGUCCUCCGGCUUCUCUCGGCUGACGUUCUGGCGGAGGCUUGCACGCUCCUCGACCCCCGCUCCCUCGCGACGGCGGCGGCAGCGUGCCGGUCGUUCCGCGACGUGUGCCAGGGGGCGUACCCGUGGAGGGGACUGUGUUGUCGGGAGUGGGAGCUGUCGGACGCCGCGGAGGAGGACGAGGGAGUGGCGUCGGCUCCAGCAGUGCCAGUUCCCCGCAGCCGGCUGCACUUUCGGGACUCCAUCCUCGGGUGCGACUUCCGCAGGCUUUUCCCCCUGAUCGAGCAGAUGCCCUCGGGCUUCGACUGCUCCUUGCUCCGUGAUGGCUCCCCCGCCAACGGUGCAAACAACGCCGACGGUGUUGAUGCCCAAGAAGCCGACGACGACAACCACCAGCAAGAGGCGAACAACCAUGAGGCCGCAGCAGCAGCAGCAGCAGCAGCAGCAGCAGCAGCAGCCGAAGGGGACAGUGACGGUGAAGGUGACGCCGCGAUCAACCAAGGGGCGGCGGCGCCGGCAGCAGUAAGUGGCGGCGUGGCGUCGCGGGCUCCCGAGGAAGCAGAAGAGAAGGCCGGCGAGUUCGUUAUCAGGGGGGUCCGGCGGCGGCCGGCGAAGAGGCCGCUCUCUCCGGGCGUAGCAGCACCAGCAGCUUCGGCGUGGGCCUCAACGGCAACGGAGGAGGGGCAGCGGCCGCGCUCGUCGUCCUCCUCCUCGUCUUCCGGCGACGUGGCCCUGCAGGUGGAGUUCCGCGGGGGGCUUGGCGUCGGGAACCGCUGCGUGCGGACCGACCUACCACUCCCGAGCACGGUCUUGCGGGAGCGGACGGGGGCCGGGGCGAGGUCUAGCCUGGCGAGGCACUUGGAGACGUCCCCGCUGGCCCUGUUCCGCUGGCUGCUGGCCAAGAUGGCGGCGACGGCGAGCGGCGGCGCUGGUUCCGGCGGGGGCUUGGGCGUCGGGCGUGCUUCCCCUGCAUCUCCCGCUUCAGCUGUACACCCGGGUAUUGUCGGGGACCACCACUUUGAACACAACGCACAGCAGCAGCAGGCGGGAGGAGGGGCAUUCGCGGCGCCGGGGGCGAUGCCGCAGGCCGAAUUGGGGCAAGACGCUGCCGCAACCACAGGAGAGCGCCGGAGGCGUGCUUCCUCGCUGCCCAGCGGGGGUCCGGACGGUGCCGGCGCUCCUGGCGGGGGUCAGCACGGGGAGAAGCCGAAGCUGCCGCGGGUGCUGUGCUUCCCGGUUGCAUUGGGGAGGGGCGUCGUGGACGUUACGCCUAGGCUGGUCAGCUACUUCGAGGUGACGGUCGUUGCCCCGCGGCUGGACGCUCCCCACCCCAUCCCCGACUGUAUCGCUGUCGGCGUCAGCGAGAGCCGCUUCCCCCUCAAGGGCAAGAUGCCCGGCUGGGACUCCCGGUCGUACGGGUACCACAGUGACGACGGCGGGGCGUUCCACGACGCCGGAAGCAUGCUCUUCAAGUGUGGCCCCUCCUUCGGCGCCGGCGACGUGGUCGGGUGCGGACUCGACUACAGCGUCGGGGGCGACGCAGCCGACAUCUUCUUCACGCUCAACGGAGAGCUGCUGAACGGAGGUUCCGCCGCAUUCCGAGGGGUGAGGGGAACCUUCUACCCCACCGUGGGGGUUGACUCGGCAUGCCCGGUACGGAUCAACCUCGGGGGGGAGCCGUUCAGGUUCGACCUCGCGGCAGCGCUGCGGAAGGGGGGGCAGGAGGCGACGGCUCGGGAGUCGGUGGCCCAGCACGAGCCCAAGCGCAGCCGCACCGCAGUAGCCGCUGCUUGUGCCCCGGCGGCGGGCGAGGGAGCGCCGUCGAUGCCCGCCGGUGCGAAGGCAGUGGCCGGGGCCUCGUCUUCAUCGUCGUCGUUCCUUGGGCGUUCGCGGCAGCGGUCGUUGCCGCUGCCGGACGUGCUUCCGCCGCCCGCGGAGGGUCGCUCCAUUAGUGGAGCUUACCCGCACGUGGCGCUGAGCUACUGAGGGGGUAGCGGCGACGGUGCAGCGGGGCUUGCUUGUCGAUAGAGAGGGAGUUCCGUCCGCGCGUGGCCUGGGGGGAGCCCCGGUAGCGGUACCAGGGUUGCUUCUCGAUCGGACGGGAGCUCAGCCCGUCUGUUCGUCCCUUGUAAUGGCGUGUUGUACAGGCAAGAGCAGCGGCGGCGAACAGCAGUGGUAAGCGCGAGACGAAUUGUUGGGAGAGUACUGACUGGACUGUUUACCCGCCGUCCCACACCAAGAGGACAAUGCAACACAAGCAGCAGUCAGCCAAGGACCUUGCGUUUUUUUUUUUUGCUGCCGCGGCUGCUGCUGCUGCUGCUGCUGCUGCUGCUGCUGCUGCUGCUGCUACUUGUCAGAUUUAGCGACCACCAGGUGUGUGGUCUACGUACCACAUUUUUAUUAUCGCCGGGCGCGCGGUGUCAAACCGUCGCACUCAUCGAAGCCGUGCGGUGUGGAUGGCGCGUUCUUUUCUGUAUGUAUGUGUUUUUUAUUAUUAGCAUUGACCGCGCUAACCGUCUGACCAAUGAAAAGGCGCCAGUCUCGGUGCGGUUGAGAACACACAAUGCUGCUAAAGGCCGCAUGAUCUGGGACCUACGUGUGUUUUGCGUUCUAUUCGGGGGGGGUGGGGGGCUGCAUGGCGCUAUUUUGGAUUUCCUUACUUACAAGUGUUUGCUGCGAGAAGAGACACAAGAAUCGCUCGGUCCUUACCUUGUACAUCCGUACGGUCAAUGAUUUUUGCGUUCUUCGUUUCCGGCUGCUGAUCGAGGCAGAUCGUUUUUUGUACAUUUGGCAAGAGAGGAUGGGACAAACGUAAAUGUAGAUGCGAAAACUCCACCUUUCGCUGCAGCUGCAAGCUGUUCGUCGGUGCUGCCCUGCUCAUUCUUCAAUGCUGUUUGGGAAGACGCGGCGUUUGUUUCACGAGCAGAAUGCGCAUCUUGAUGUAAUCACUGGUCGGUGUCUCUAAAGCCUUUGGCUUUCUAGUUGGACAGGUUCUGGCGGUCCAACGAUAUCAACAGGACGUCGAGAUCCGAUUCUACAGUUUUUCCGUAAGUCUAUGAGUGAAAGGGGGGGGGGAGGGUGCUUACCCUCCUGGCGUUUUGAGAGCGCGGAGGCAGAGAGUCACCGCGGCUUUGAGGCAGGACCUCAUUCCUUUUCUCAUAAGUAGCAUCACAUGUUUGGUUCGGGCGCUCGGUUGUAUUCUGUCUCCUUUGUCCGACACGUGCACGUUCGUGAGUUCGGAGAAGGGGUUGUGUACUCGCGUUACGAAGUGCCGAAGACGAGGAGCGGGCACGGAUGGACUCGUGGCGAUAUUGCAGAGAAUAUGAUCGUCAUUUCUUGUAUGUUCGGCAGAUCAGAUGUGAUUUGCGUGCUGUCUUUUGGAAGGUUGGUGCGUGUGUCUUUUUCGAAGCACGCCCCAAGAGGCAGCCCCAGAACAAAGGCGCUUAAUUUCCCGAGCCUCCGCAUUGGGCGGUUGGCUUGCCUGUCGUUUGGUGUCGCGAUGAGCCCCGAUGAGCACAGGGGGAAGUAAAAUAUACCAUAUCAACACAUUUGGGCGUGUCCGGCUUAAUAUCCGGCGUGCCUACUGGGAACUGGGAACGCUUCGCCCGCCUUCCUUGCGUGUUGGGGGUCCGCCAGAGGCUGGUUGUCAAGCGGUGGGUGGUCGGACGACACAGUAACGGCAACGUGAAUUUCGAUUUAUUUUUGUGAUGAUGGAAGACGAUCCAUUGAUGUGCUUCGUAUGUAGCUGAUCCGCGGCUUUGUUGGAUGCUGUACGGAUUGCCAUCUGCCGGGCUUGUGGCGUCAAGCGUAGGGGGCGGAGGUCUCCAGUAUGAGGAGGAAAGGUCUGGGGUUUGGGGGGGAGGUGUAAAGACCGCCUAGGAGAAAACCCAACUAUUUUUUUAAGGUUUUGCGGUGAAGGGCUCCUUCCGUGUGGUGUUAGAUGCAAGUAUGAAAACCCAUGGAUAUUUGUGUAUUUCCGGGUUACGGCUUUUUGGUGAAAUUGUGGUAGUUUUGUACAUAGAUUUCUCCGUUCGCCCCCCCUUCCCGUGGGCUAACGGCAACAUUUCGACGCUUUCCGACCUAGUACAUCCGGACGGUCGAUAUGAGUUAAACCUGACGAGGGUUGUCGUGCCUCACUGCACUCUCAAGCUGUCAAGAGUGUCGCAGUUUCCUUUUUUUGUGGGCACAUGAGAAGCAAGGAUCACAUUUUGAAGCCGAUCGUUGUGUUCAUGCGACCUAGUAAGGUAGACAAGGACAUAUCGGGAAGGAUUACGAUACUAUAUAUUUUAUGAAUAACCGUCUACCUAUCUCUGCACGCCUCACAACGUAAUAAAUAUGGCAGCGGCUCCCUUGCCACUUUGCACCGUAAAUAUGGC